AAAUUCAGGAAUUGGACACGGAAAAGGUUGGGCUAGCUUGGGCCUAUUUAUUUAUGCGCUCGCCGGUGGAGGUGGGCUACUGAUCGGCGGCGCCGCGGCGGCGGAAGCGAGGAAUCCAAUCGAUCGUCGUUAGCGGCGGCGUCGAUGGAGAUAGGCAUGGGAUCUAUGCGAGCAGCGCCGAAAAAGUUGAGGACAAAAGCGGAGGUGAGGGUGCGUACGGUGCCGGAAGUCGAAGGGUGGGAGAGCCUGUCGCAUAAGAGGUGGCUGGCGCAAGGGGGUUUACGAGAAGAAGAAGAAGUAGAGGAAGUGGGCGAGAUCGACGACUACUUCGGCGUCGAGGCUAGCGAGUUUAGGGAUACAUGGAACCAGCGAUAUUCGAGCUACUGCGGUUCCUUCGAAGACACUACAAAGAUCCUAAACAAGCGUUUCACGUUCGAGAAGCCUCAUCGUUGUGGUGGCCCACAAGAUACCCUGCAGGUCUUUUCACUCAAAAUCGCAAAACUGAGAGUGGGUUUACAAUGGCCGCUCCAGGUGUUUGGGAUGGUUGCCAUACGUGACUGCAUCGAUCAGAAUCGCAAUAUCAUCUUUGACCGCCCAAGACACCACUGCCAAAUCAUUACCCGAGAGGAUCCAUAUUUGAAACUGACAGGCCCUACACGUGCUGUUGUGGUGUUGGACCCUGCGACCUUUGAGGUUGAUCUGAAAGUUAAGGGCACUACUGAGUCUGAGGAUCAAUGGUUGAGCUUUCUAGCUGUAGAUUACCACCACUUUCCUCUGCUUAACUCGCAUCUUUUUGGAAGGGAGUAUGCUAGCAAGCUUAGCGAAUUGCAGUUUCAUCUUGGCUCUAUUAUUAGUUCAGUGGAGGCAACAAUCGAUGUGCAAAUCACUAGUGGAUCAUGGCCACAUGGUUUACGUGCCCAGUUCACUGCCGGUACUGCCAGCAUACCUGGUGCAAAAGUCAUCUUACUAGAUUCUGGUGAUGAAGGGCCACUUGUUGGAGAUGGAAGUAUCAAGCUUUCACGUUGUGUUGCAUCUGUUGAAGUUGGGGGCGAGCUGAAUGUUUGUGUGAAGGCAUUUCUAGGUGAUGAGAUUGUGGUAAACAAAGUGAAGGUUUUUAAGCCUAAGACAGCUGGUGUAAGCGAGGACAGUCUUGUCGUUGACUUCAACCGAGAGAUUUCCAUGGCAAAGACUAAGACAGCUGGUGAAGGCGACAUCUCUCCUGGGGUUGGCUUAAAUCAUGGGCUUGGCUGCUGCAAAUUUGGUUUUAUUAUCUCCUGGUCGGUUAUUUCGUAUUUUAGGUAGUUUUCUUUAAUGUAUUUGAUAUUUGUUGUUAACUCAUGAUGUGUGUUAGAAACAUAUGAACUCGUCAGUCGUCACUGUGAUUGUCGUUUCUGGAACUCAUGAUGUGUUAACUCAAAAUUUUUUCCUUUUCGUGAACUAAACAAGGCCUACGGAAUCUAUUCCAUCAA
Sorghum bicolor (sorghum) is the source of this 1469-nucleotide messenger RNA. RefSeq lists its product as uncharacterized. The coding region runs from base 145 to 1302 and encodes 385 amino acids. Lineage: Eukaryota; Viridiplantae; Streptophyta; Magnoliopsida; Poales; Poaceae. The record is from RefSeq and is a predicted model, not a curated record. The transcript has 3 exons.